CUGCGGGUAGCCAGAGGCUGGGGCGGCAGGGGAGCCUAGGGUGGAGAGGCGGUGUGAGGGGGCGAAAGGUGAGCCGAGCUGAAGGAGGGGACGCGCAACCGGGCGCCCCCAGUUUAUGGAUCGGGGUAAGAUGGCGGAGGCAGAAAGCCUGGAGACAGCGGCGGAGCACGAGCGGAUCCUGCGAGAGAUCGAGAGCACCGACACGGCCUGCAUCGGGCCCACGCUCAGGUCUGUCUAUGAUGGUGAGGAACAUGGAAGAUUUAUGGAGAAGCUUGAAACUCGCAUCCGCAAUCAUGACCGAGAAAUUGAGAAAAUGUGCAACUUUCAUUACCAGGGCUUUGUGGACUCUAUAACUGAAUUGCUGAAAGUGAGAGGAGAAGCCCAGAAACUCAAAAAUCAAGUGACGGAUACUAAUAGAAAACUUCAGCAUGAGGGAAAGGAACUGGUGAUAGCAAUGGAAGAGCUGAAGCAGUGUCGACUGCAACAGAGAAAUAUUUCUGCCACUGUUGAUAAAUUAAUGCUGUGUCUUCCAGUCCUGGAGAUGUACAGCAAACUGAGGGAUCAGAUGAAGACUAAAAGGCAUUAUCCUGCAUUGAAAACCCUGGAACAUCUAGAGCAUACGUAUCUGCCUCAAGUAAGCCAUUAUCGAUUCUGCAAGGUGAUGGUGGACAACAUCCCCAAGCUAAGAGAAGAAAUAAAGGAUGUUUCUAUGUCUGAUCUCAAAGACUUUUUGGAGAGCAUCCGCAAACAUUCAGACAAAAUUGGAGAAACUGCCAUGAAGCAAGCCCAACAACAAAGAAACCUGGAUAACAUCAUCUCGCAACAACCCAGAAUAGGUAGCAAGAGAAAAUCUAAGAAAGAUGCAUACACAAUUUUUGAGACAGAGGUAGAAAGCACUAGUCCCAAGUCGGAACAGGAUUCAGGAAUUCUGGAUGUUGAAGAUGAGGAAGAUGAUGAAGAGGUUCCUGGAGCUCAAGAUUUGGUGGAUUUCUCUCCUGUUUAUCGGUGUCUACACAUAUAUUCUGUACUGGGUGCUCGGGAAACAUUCGAGAACUACUACCGAAAACAGAGGCGAAAACAGGCCCGUUUGGUGCUCCAGCCUCCAUCUAACAUGCAUGAAACUUUAGAUGGCUACAGGAAGUACUUUAAUCAAAUUGUAGGGUUUUUUGUGGUUGAAGAUCAUAUUUUACAUACAACCCAGGGCUUAGUAAAUAGAGCAUACAUUGACGAACUAUGGGAAAUGGCACUUUCAAAAACCAUCGCAGCACUCCGUACCCACUCGUCUUACUGCUCUGAUCCAAACCUCGUGUUAGAUUUGAAGAACCUCAUAGUGCUUUUUGCUGAUACUCUUCAGGUGUAUGGCUUUCCUGUAAAUCAGCUUUUUGACAUGCUGUUAGAAAUCAGAGACCAAUAUAGUGAAACUCUGCUGAAGAAGUGGGCAGGUAUUUUCAGAAACAUACUGGAUUCUGACAACUACAGUCCUAUACCAGUGACAAGUGAAGAGAUUUAUAAAAAGGUAGUAGGACAGUUCCCAUUCCAAGACAUAGAACUGGAAAAGCAGCCAUUUCCAAAAAAGUUUCCUUUCUCUGAAUUUGUGCCAAAAGUUUACAACCAAAUUAAAGAAUUUAUAUACGCCUGCCUGAAGUUCUCUGAAGAUCUUCAUCUAAGCUCAACUGAAGUUGAUGACAUGAUUCGUAAAUCUACAAACCUCUUGUUGACCAGGACUCUGAGCAACUCUUUGCAAAAUGUCAUUAAAAGGAAGAAUAUUGGACUUACUGAGCUUGUCCAGAUUAUCAUCAAUACAACACACUUGGAGAAAUCCUGUAAGUACUUGGAAGAAUUCAUCACCAAUAUCACUAAUGUGCUUCCAGAGACCGUCCACACCACUAAGCUGUAUGGAACCACAACUUUUAAGGAUGCCAGGCAUGCAGCUGAAGAAGAGAUUUAUACCAACUUAAACCAGAAGAUUGAUCAGUUUCUACAGCUGGCAGACUAUGACUGGAUGACAGGAGAUUUGGGCAACAAAGCUAGCGAUUACCUGGUAGACCUCAUUGCCUUCCUGCGUAGCACUUUUGCUGUCUUCACACACCUUCCAGGAAAGGUGGCCCAGACAGCAUGUAUGUCAGCUUGCAAGCAUUUAGCCACAUCCUUGAUGCAACUUUUGCUGGAAGCUGAAGUAAGGCAGCUCACCUUGGGAGCAUUACAGCAGUUCAACCUGGAUGUCAGAGAAUGUGAACAGUUUGCCAGAUCCGGCCCGGUGCCUGGGUUCCAGGAGGACACGCUGCAGUUGGCCUUCAUCGACUUGAGACAACUUUUGGAUCUCUUCAUCCAGUGGGAUUGGUCGACCUACCUUGCAGACUAUGGCCAACCCAACUGCAAGUACCUGCGGGUAAACCCAGUGACAGCUCUGACCCUGCUUGAGAAGAUAUCUAGAGAGAUGAAGGACACUAGCCGCAAGAACAACAUGUUUGCACAGUUUCGGAAAAAUGAGCGAGACAAGCAGAAACUGAUUGACACUGUGGCCAAGCAGCUCCGGGGACUCAUCAGCAGCCACCACUCGUGAAGGCAGCCUCGGGCCCAUGGAGGCUGCUCACUGAAGUGCCCGAGUCCAGGACCCAGUCCUGGCUGGCCCGGCAUUUGUGCAUUCUUCCUCAAAGAGAGCAUAUGUAUUUUUUUAUUAACCCCUGUACAGUAUUCAUAUAACCUUUCCCUAUAGUAAAAGCUAUAGAAUAAGCAAGUACAUGAAACGUUGCUAGGCUGGGGCACAGGGAAAGUAAUUACUACACUGUAUUAUGGUAGGGGUGGUGGCAUCAGUGAUCCCAGUGUGAUGAGCCACCUUUCCUCCACAUCUCCAGUGCUUAGGUCUGCGGCUCGGAAACUACCAGACAAAGUGGGUCCUUGCCACUGGGAGGUAAGGUGAGUUGCAAAAGGAUAACGAAGGAUACCCUUCUUACUCUCAUUUACCAUUUAAAGCAAGGACAGGAAGACCUGGCAAAUAUUUUUAUUUAGUACACUAAAGACCAACAACCCAGUUCUGGGGGUUCAUCUCCUCAGUGCACUGAAUUUCAUUGGCUGGUGAACAAGCAUGGCAUGUGGCAAGAUGAUAGCUUCACUCCAGUCCCCAAAGGAUGGUAGUUUGCUUAGCCUACAACUGACCCAGGGCUUUUACUGUUAAUUUUUCUUAGGCAGUAGGAAUAUUUGGGCCCUCUGACUGAUUCCAGGUUGCCCCCAUACCAGGAGUGUUGUGUCUCAGCCUAAGGAGUUUUACUGGAUCUUGAAAGCUAGUGUUAAUGGAAUCCAAGCUUCAGUCCCUUCUCCAUUCAUCUCAUUUUCUUCUUUCAGGGUCAGGGGACUUGGAUCAGGACAUAGGUUAGCAGUUAUUUCCAUAGGUCCUCAAAGAGUCCCAGAUUUGGCCUCUUCCAGCAAUGCCAUUGGGAUAGGUCAGAUCCCUGAAGCCUAAAAAUGGCCCUUGCUUUACCCUUAGAGCUGAGGAUCAUUUAAGAGUAUUUCUUCAUUUUUUAAAACCAGCUCUCUGGCCACCAUCUUUAAAGGAAAGGUCACCAGCUCUGCAGUGUAGGGGCAGCCACAACUGGACUGGAUGCCUCUAGGGAUGGAGCCACUCACCAUGAAGUAGGCAGGACCAACCGUGGCUGGUGCUCUGUUGCCUCUGGCCCAGCCAUCUCUCACUAAAUCAUGCCCUGGAUAUGAAGCUCUUCUUGCUCAAGCCCAAGGUAUCCAUCCCCUCAUGAGGUAGGUCCCCAGAGCCAUCUUUUGGCCUCGGCUGAGAAAGAUUGUUUGUAGCCCUAGAACCCCCAACUCUGGAGUUUGCACAGGGAGCCUGGACCAGCUUAGCUUGGAGGGUGUGUUCACUGUCCCAGAUGGACUCCUGAGACUUAAUGCAAGGGCUUUGCUGAGAGGCCAGGCAGAGGAACCUGUGCUUUAAAAUACUUCAGAAAGAUGCUGCAGUGGCUGCUGGCAAGAUUAUAAUUGUGCAUCACCAAACAGUGACAAAUAAGCCACACUGGCAUUUCCAGCUUGGAUUAGUGGGAGGAGAGACUCAUCAAACAGAAUAAACAGAAUUCUUCACUACCUUUACCAGCUACCGAGUUGCUUCUGGGAAGGGCAGUGCUUCCUCUUUCAUUCCCCACCCCAUUCCCCUCCAUGUCCUCUACCAACUUGAAAACCAUGGGGAAGAGAAGAUGCACACAGACAUAGAGUCCUCCUUGAAGCUGGAGAGACCAGGCUGAAUCAGAGCUUUGCAGAGACCUGCUGAGGCUCAUCCUGAAGGCUAGACAGUUGGCCCAGGGUCCUAGGAUGGGGAUCAGGGUUGAGAGCUGCCACCCAGAGCUCCAUAAGCCAAGGAAAGGCUGAGGACCAUGGAAGGAAGAUCCAAGAUAUCAUCUCCCAAGCCCUGGACAUUGUUGAAAGGAGUGAGAAAUGCUAUUCCAACCGGAAGUCCUAUGCUUGAGAAGGGCCAAACCCCCUCAUUCAUUAGUCCCCAGUUUGGGGCAGGAUCUCUUCAGCUUUGAGUGAGACAUUGAAGUGGGAAUGAAAAGAACCUUAAGCAUGUCACAGUUUUAGUCUUUUUAGACAGUCGUCAUUGCUCGUCUGGAAGAAGUAUGCUGUAGAGGAAAAAGUGAGCAGGGUAGAAGAAUGGGGGUUGCUCUGCACAGAGUACUCUAUAUUCUGGAACAUGAAAAUUCCUCUAAAGGAAGAGCUUAUUCAAACUCAAGAUUCAAAGAUGGACCCUUUGGUGUAUCUCCUCUUCUCUUUCAGUCUGCCUUCUCUCUUCUCUAACAGAAAACAACAAGCUGCUACCCAUUUGUAGGCAAAGACACUCUUGGUGGGCAAGGGGAAAGUAAAAACAGGGACCUGCAAUGUCAAAGUUAAGUUGUGAGUUGGGACUUUUUAAAGUCCUCUGUCUAUAACCUUGUAGCUGGACCAGCCCUUGAGAGGACUUUUUCAAAGCUUGUGUGCCCAGGCCCCUCAGACUCCUGAGAUCUGGCCUCACAUGUCCGGAGAUGUAAAAGUACCCUGGAGGAUGUCAGCAAGGAGGUGAGAGUGGCUAGAUGCCUACCUGCCACCUGGCUACUAUGAAUCCUCAGACGAGUUCCUACAGAAACUAGGCCCAUGUUCGUGGAGGGACAGUCUGGUUUGGGACCCUAGCAGGUUUCAGUAGUAACAUGGGCAUCCUGCAGAGUUUUAACAUUCAAAGGAAAAUCUCUUUGAGCAGACUGUAAAAGAAGCUGUUGUGGGGGGAGAAGAACAGAACCUGGAGGUUAGAACUAGUAGAGAGUCCCUGUUGGCAAAAGGAAUGGACAGUUUUCAGGGAGUGCUCACCAGUGUUUUCAUUGCACACCAAGCCUAACAGCCUCCCAGGCCUCAGAGUCAGCCUAGCUUCACUGCAUACUUGACAAGUGCUUUCUCAAGCACCUUUGUUCCCCAAGACUGUCAUUGGCCAUGACCUCCCUCCUAAGGCCUCUGAGCACACUCCUUGGGGCCUGCUGCAAAAAUCCCCCCACCUUGGCCUCCCUUCUCCCAGGACGCUGCUCCUGGCUGCUUUGAUUCUCUCUCUCCCUCUAUCUAUCUAUCUAUAUCUAUCUCUGUCUCUCUCUUUUGCCUAUUUUCACAAUUAUUUUUCACUAAUGUGUUGGAAAAAGGCCUUUUUAUUUUGCACAAAUGUUGCACAUAUAUGGAGGAAGUUUAGGAAAGUCCAUUUUUAACUCUAAAGGGAAAUUUUUCUUUAAAACUCACUAGUAAAGCUACUGAUGCAGAUGGGCUGCAUGGUUAGUGGAAAACCUGUGUGGAAAGAGCAUGUUUAUUUCCCCUGUAUAUUUUCCUCUUUUAACUGCUAUUAAACAAGAGAGUCUAUGUACCCAUUUAAAAAGCCAUA
Choloepus didactylus (southern two-toed sloth) is the source of this 5893-nucleotide messenger RNA. RefSeq names its product exocyst complex component 6B (gene EXOC6B). The transcript is spliced from 23 exons. Gene Ontology annotation, biological process: intracellular protein transport; Golgi to plasma membrane transport; exocytosis. The record is from RefSeq and is a predicted model, not a curated record. Bases 116 to 2563 code for a protein of 815 amino acids. Gene Ontology annotation, cellular component: membrane; exocyst. NCBI's taxonomy places the organism in Eukaryota, Metazoa, Chordata, Mammalia, Pilosa, Megalonychidae.